AUGCCACCGAACAUUAUAUUCAUUCUUGCUGACGAUCUGGGUUGGGACGACGUGAGCUUCCACGGAUCGCCACAAAUCCCGACUCCAAACAUGGACGUCUUGGCCGCAGACGGUAUCAUCUUGAACAACUACUACGUGCAGCCUGUGUGCACUCCGUCCAGAGCCGCUCUGAUGUCGGGCCUCUACCCUAUCCACACCGGCAUGGAGACUUCAGUCAUACUCAUAGGCGAGCCGUGGGGUCUGCCACUACACGUCAGACUGAUGCCUCAAUACUUGAAGGACCUCGGUUACCAAACACACAUGAUCGGAAAGUGGCACCUUGGCUACUACACGGAACAGUACGUGCCCACUGCCCGCGGAUUCGACUCAUUUUACGGCUACUACAACGGCGAGGAAGACUAUUACAACCACACCCUUCCCUUCGAGGAUGCGGUCGGCCUCGACUUCUGGCUCAACGACGAGCCACUCAGGAACGAGACGGACCAGUAUUCGACUACAUUGUUCGGCAAACAAGCAAUCAAGAUGAUCCAGGAACGGGAUCCGAAAAAGCCGUUCUUCCUCUACCUGUGUUAUCAAGCACCUCAUGGAGGUGCGCCAGUUGAACUACAAGCGCCAAGUGAGAACGUCGACAAAUUUCCCUACAUCGGAGAAAAGAAUCGAACGAUGUUUGCAGGUAUGAUGGACGCACUGGACCAGUCUGUGGGCGACGUCCUCGAGGCGCUGCAACAGGAGCGUAUGCUGGACAACUCGAUCAUAGUGUUCAGCAGCGACAACGGAGGCUUGCCGUGGGGUAACCACGCCAGCCGUGGCUUCAACUGGCCGCUACGGGGCACAAAGAACACCCUGUGGGAAGGAGGCACGCGGGCAUCCGCUUUCCUCUGGUCGCCCCUAAUCAGCCGCAGUCGCCGGGUCUCGCACCAGCUCAUGCACAUCGUCGACUGGCUUCCCACGCUCUACAGGGCCGCCGGCGGAGACCCGUCAAAGAUGAAGAACCUUGACGGCCACGACAUGUGGCUGCACCUGUGCGCCGACCUGCCGUCCCCGCGUACCGAGAUGCUGUACAACAUCGACCCCGUGGGCAGCGCGGCAGCACUGCGCUACCGCGACUACAAGCUGGUGCUUGGCGUCUCGGCAGGUGGAAUGUACGACCAAAGGUUCCGGACGCCCGGAAGCUCUCGACCGUACGCCGACCUGGACCGCCUGAUGGCCGAGUCAAAGGCGGCACGCGUGCUUCGAGACUUCUACAACACAGGUGCCUUCCUCUUUCCCAGCCAGUGGCGCCAGAGGGCCACGCUGCACUGCGGCCCGACGGAAAGCUCGAACUUCGUGGGAGGCGACCCGCCUUACCUGUUCGACCUGUCCAGGGAUCCGUGUGAGCUGCACAACCUGGCGCCGGACAACCGCGAGCUGCUGUCCGUGCUCAUUCGGAGGCUGGCGAGCUACGCUGUCACAUCGGUGGCGCCACGCAACAAGCCCGUAGACCGGAGGUCCUUCCCACAGUACCACAACGGCACCUGGGCGCCUUGGGUGAACGUCGCAUCUAUGUAG
Messenger RNA from Rhipicephalus sanguineus (brown dog tick), 1548 nucleotides. Its product is annotated as arylsulfatase B-like. The transcript has 10 exons. Bases 1 to 1548 code for a protein of 515 amino acids. Lineage: Eukaryota; Metazoa; Arthropoda; Arachnida; Ixodida; Ixodidae. The record is from RefSeq and is a predicted model, not a curated record.